Messenger RNA from Pseudonaja textilis, 1017 nucleotides. RefSeq names its product alpha-1,4-N-acetylglucosaminyltransferase (gene A4GNT). Gene Ontology annotation, molecular function: acetylglucosaminyltransferase activity. Gene Ontology annotation, biological process: protein O-linked glycosylation. The record is from RefSeq and is a predicted model, not a curated record. Lineage: Eukaryota; Metazoa; Chordata; Lepidosauria; Squamata; Elapidae.
AUGAAAAAAAUCCAGAUGUGCUUGUCUGUCACCUUUCUAUUUGCAUUUGGAAUAGUUUAUGAACUGUCCCAAGAACCAGAUUGCUUCUUUUUCUGCAAUCCAAUUUCCAAACAUUUCCUGAGGCCCAAAGAUGUCAUGUCCCAGGGCAGAAGUAUCAUCUUUCUGGAGACAACUGAUCAUCUGCAACCUUCUCCACUUGUUUUAUGUUCUGUGGAAUCUGCUGCCAGAGUUUAUCCAGACAGGCCCAUCAUUUUCUUUAUGAAAGGACUGGACAACAACACAUUGCCAGUUAUAAAGUCUUCUUACCCCUCACUUUUCUUCUUAUCAACUAUGAAGAAUGUUUUCCUUUUUCCUCUUCAGGAGGACAAUUUAUUCCAGGACACGCCUCUAUUGUCAUGGUAUCUUCAGGUCAAUACAACAAAGGAGAAAUAUUGGACCUAUAUUAUUUCUGAUGCAAUCAGACUUGCAGUAGUGUGGAAAUAUGGUGGAAUUUAUAUGGACACUGAUGUUAUUUCCAUCAAACCUAUCCCAGUGGCUAAUUUUUUGGCAGCUCAAUCUUCCCAAUUCUCCAGCAAUGGGGUCUUUGGUUUUCAGCAUCAUCAUUGGUUCAUCUGGGAUUGCAUGAAUGAUUUUGUUCAUAAUUACAAUGGAGACAUCUGGGGAAAUCAGGGACCUUACCUAUUUACAAGGAUACUAAAGAAGCAAUGCAAUCUUAGAAAUUUUGAGAAUGUGGAAGACCACAUAUGUUACAACAUUUCCUUUUUGCACCCUCAACGUUUCUAUCCUAUUCCUUAUAAAACAUGGGCAAAGUAUUACGAAGUAUGGAUUACAAAGCCAGAGUUCAAUCAUUCUUAUGCUUUGCACUUAUGGAACUUCAUGAACCAGAAAGAGAAAAAGAAUAUGACCAUUGGAAGCAACACACUUGUGGAAAACCUGGUCAGAACGUAUUGUCCUAGUACAUAUAGAUUUGAGCUCUUGAAAGGAAACCGAGGAAGUGUGUCGGGUACGGUUUGGUAA